Molecule: messenger RNA, 1670 nt
Organism: Nasonia vitripennis (jewel wasp)
Lineage: Eukaryota; Metazoa; Arthropoda; Insecta; Hymenoptera; Pteromalidae
Exons: 2
Coding region: 262-1572 (436 amino acids)
Source: RefSeq, a predicted model, not a curated record
AGUUGCGAUUAACAAACACGAAGCGCGAUUGAGGCCGCGCGUCAGAAAAGCGAGUAUCAUAAUGAGAAAUAAAGAUUAUAAAUUUACGAACAGUCGAGGAAAAAGAACGCGCUGAUUUACGAAUCUGACGAACUUCGUGAUAACGAACGUCUAUUGAUAAUACGCGGAGUAGCGAAGAUAAGCCUGGAAAAAUCUCUCGCUGCAAGUUUCUUUAUAAACCUAUAAGCAAGAGUGCGCAGACCGGUAACGCAAGGCACAGUCAUGUCCAGCCCGACGAUCUUCGAGAGUCCGGUGAACGUCGUCUCGGGAUUUCCCGAGGACAAGGCCGCCACGAGAAGCAGCGGUGGCAACAACCCCAAGCUCUUCUUCAGAAACGUCGUCUCGCGCGAGGAGGCCAAGACUCUGGCAAGGCAAGUGAUAUACCCCGACGCUGAGCUGGUGGACUUCUAUCUGCGACCCUACUCCGAGGAGAAGCUCGGCUUCCUCGGGACACACUUGUGUCUGAUUAUCGUGGCCAAGAAGCCAGGCUCCGAGGAAUGCGAGAGGCGAAGCUUCUUCGUGAAGACGAUCCCGAGAGAUGUGCCCGGUCAGCUGGCUUAUAUCGAGGAGAAGGGAGCUUUCAGGAAGGAAGUUGGGUUCUUCAAGCUGUUGGUUCCGCUGUUGAUGGAGGGAUACAAGGGCGAGCCCUGGGCACCGCCGUGUUAUCUGAUCAAGGAGGAUACGCUUGUCUUCGAGGACAUGACCUGCAGUGGAUUCGGGAACAGGCCAAGACUCUUCGACGAGCCCACGGCUAGGGCUGCUGUAGCCUCGCUUAGCCGCUUUCACGCCUCUUCCUUGCUCGCCGAGGAAAGAUCGAACGGCAAGCCCUUGAACCAACUGUACCCCUCCCUUUUCGAGGAAUCCGAAUACAAGGAUACCGAACGCAGCAGGGCUUGGUUCCUGAGCGCCAUCAACCUGAGCAUCUCCGUCGCCAAUGACCUGGGUCUGGACACGAGCAAUAUGCUGGAGGCCUGCAAACGCAUCUUCGACAUGGCCAUACCCUCGAAGACCAAACGCAACGUCGUGACCCACGGCGACCUCUGGAGCAGCAACCUGAUCUUCGACCCGGCUGACCGAUGCAUCAUCGUCGAUUUCCAGCUGCUGCGCUACUCACCUCUGGCUCAGGACCUAAUGCAGCUGAUCUACCUCAGCACCACGAGGGAGUUCAGAAGACAGCACGAGACGCAGCUGAUCAAGCACUACUACGAGUCGCUAGAGGCCGCUUUGAAGCUCAACGGAUUCAAGGGCCCAGUGCCGAGCUUCCAAGAGUUGAUGGAGGGUGUCGAGGAGCAGAGGUUUCCGAGUCUCGUGUCGGCUGUGAUAAACUUUCCCACGAUCAUGAUGGACGGGAAAAUCGGAGCCGAGAUUAUGAACGGGCUGGACGCGUACGAGUCGUACUUCUUCGUUAAUAGAAAGCCGUUCGUGGACAAGAUCGUGGCCCGCGAUCCCGAGUACGGAAGGAGGGUUGUCGAGGUGGUCAAGGAGCUCGCCGAGAUGGUGCAGAAGGUUGAGAGCCUGCCGCGACCCAAGUAAGCCAGAGUUCCGAGGUCGGAUUUGUAAGAUUAAUCAUGGAGAGUUUCACAGAGAAAUCAUGCAGCAAUAAAAUAAUUUUUAACAAACUUCAAGAUGCA